Callithrix jacchus (white-tufted-ear marmoset) is the source of this 1951-nucleotide messenger RNA. It is a transcript of the gene UBXN8, whose product is annotated as UBX domain protein 8. Lineage: Eukaryota; Metazoa; Chordata; Mammalia; Primates; Cebidae. Gene Ontology annotation, molecular function: ubiquitin binding. Gene Ontology annotation, biological process: ERAD pathway. The record is from RefSeq and is a predicted model, not a curated record.
GGAGCAAGGGGUAGGACCUGGCGCUAGGACAUUCGUGUUGGGGGUAGGUGGUUGGAGCCAGGCCCCGCUUUUGAGUUGUCUUAACGCAGGAACCAAAGACUGUGGACAGGGCCAGGAACCGUUAGGGAGAUAAGAAAGGUGCUACAGCUCACAUUCACAGUCUACGGCCACAAGGCCACGGGAACAGGCUGUCUCCUCACAGCAUCAGCUUUCCCUUCGGCUUCAUUUCCCUCUGGAGAGCGCUUACUCACCGACGCUACGGAAACCGAAGGGGCAGCCUCUGCCCUGCUACCCUCCAAGGAGCCACCACCCUAGAGCCCACGCUCUUCUGGACAUCAUGUCAUCUGGGGGACGACUUGCCUUUCUUCUGAAACACGGCUACAGACUGAAUUAAAAAUACAGGCCCCAUCAAUAACAACGCAGCCGUAGGAUUCCGCUCUCUCUCAGCCUCCCCGCCGCAGGAGAAGAUGCACUUCCUCCCUGACAAAAGCGGCCGGAAGGGGUGGGCUUUCCACCUGGACCAGGCGCUUCCGCCACCAUGGCUUUACGGGAGGUUGUUGGCAUUUUCUUUCUCUCUGCUGUCCCCCUUGUGUGUCUGGAGCUCCGGCGUGGGAUCCCGGAUAUAGGAAUCAAGGAUUUUCUUUUGCUUUGUGGCCGGAUUUUUUUACUGCUUGCUCUUCUUACUUUAAUUAUUUCUGUGACUACCUCAUGGCUUAACUCAUUUAAAUCUUCCCAACUUCAUGUGAAGGAAGAGGAAGAGAAGAAUGAGAAAAGACAAAAACUUGUGAGAAAAAAACAACAAGAGGCACAAGGAGAGAAGGUCAGCAGAUACAUAGAGAACGUUUUAAAACCUCACCAGGAAAUGAAGUUGAGAAAACUGGAGGAGCGCUUUUAUCAGAUGACUGGUGAAGCCUGGAAAUUAAGCCGUGGUCACAAACUUGGGGGUGAUGAAAGUACAAGUCAGACAUCUUUUGAAACAUCAAACAGAGAAACAGCAAAGAGCCAGAACUUGCCUAAACCUUUCACUGAAUUCUCAUUGCCUGCUGAACAGCCCACACAGAAGGAGACUCCUGAUUUACCUGAAGAACCUUCUGGAACAGUGGAAGAAGUGGUUACGGUUGCUCUCCGAUGUCCCAGUGGGAGUGUCCCAAGGAGAAGGUUUUUGAAGUCCUGCAGCUCACAGGUCUUAUUUGACUGGAUGAUGAGAAUUGGGUACCACACAUCUUUAUACAGCCUUUCUACUUCCUUUCCCAGACAGCCUCUCGCAGUGGAGGGAGGCCGGUCGCUGGAGGACAUUGGAAUAACCGUGGACACUGUACUCAUCCUGGAAGAGAAGGAGCAGAGCAACUAGGGAAUAAGAGAGAGCUCCCUGUUCUGCACAAAGUCAGCUGUGCCAUGACCUUCUGACACAGUAAAGGCUUCACGUUGAAAAUCACACUAUACCUCGAUUGAGCUCAUGGCAGUAAACACUUGAAGGCUACUCUCUCUGGGAAUGGGAUUGGAAAAGGAUUGCUUUCUCCAUAUAAUAAUCUGUGGACUGUGCCAUUUUACAAUGUCCCAAAUGAGAACGAGGUAAAAACGUAUACAGUUAGGUACUCAGUAAUUAAUAUUUUCCCAGCUGACAUUUCUCAGUGUGUUAGAAAACAAAGCUGUAGAACUUUGCUUUCUGCCUCUUCAAUCCAUCUUUCCACACAAUGAAUAUUUCAUGAUUUAGUCAAAUCCUUCAGAGUCUUAGCAGGAAUGUUUAUUCUGCUGUAUUUCUGUGAAAUUACUAACUUGAAAGAAGUUUCAAAGCUCUUGAAGGCUUUAAAGUUCUUUCUGAUGGGUAUGCAUUGCAGUUGACUUAACUCAUGUUUGCAAUUUAUAUAAUUUUUUUCUUGUAUUAAUUGUAACAUUUACAAAGUUCCAAGUGAAUCAGUAUUUUUAAAAAUAAAAAUAUGAAAGCAUUAAA